UUCAAUUCCAUCAGUUGAGCGCGAGACGCGGUACUGAGGUUGCGUGCACUCGCUUGACGGAGUGAGGAACGCGGCACAGGCAGUUGUACGGAGGACUUUAUGAAUUUUCUGAUUCUGAACAUGAACUUCGUAUCAACAAGACAUCGACACAAGCAUUCAGAUAGAGCUAUUAAGCAUUAAAAAGUGAACAGACCAAACGGUAAUUUAAAAGGUGUGCAUGCAUAUUCAUAGGACAUAGGGCGGUACUCGCUCCUCAAAGACAACCUAUAAUUUCAAAAUUGUUACACUAAAGUCCUGGAAUAUUUCUUCAUCCUGUAUAUUUUCUUCCCUCGUUCUACCUCUGCCAUCUUUUGGUCAAGUUUGAGGCAUCGAGAGAUUUCUAUUGCAGCUGCUUCAAGGACUGUAGAUCAUUGGAACGGCAUUUAAUAGCCACUGGACUUGCCUCAUCGCGGAGUUUUUGACUCCUCAUAAUGGGGUAUAGUGGACAAACUGCCAGAAGUGGAAGAAGAGGAGUUGCGGGAUACUUACUGCGGAUGAUCGUCACAUCUUUCGUUUUGUUAAUUGUCCUCGUGGAUAUCGGAGCAGCUCAAGUGAGAGAUGACGACGACUUCAUGGGAUUGGGUGACCUGCCCGAGACCUUCCCUUCGGACCCGCCCGAGCCCCUCCCUGUGUUCCUGAUGGAGCCGGAGGAGGCGUACAUCGUCAAGAAUAAACCUGUCAAUCUUUACUGCAAGGCCACGCCCGCCACCCAGAUCUACUUCAAGUGCAACAGUGAGUGGGUCCAUCAGAAGGAGCACACGGUGGAGGAGAAGGUGGACGAGAACUCUGGCCUGGUGGUGCGAGAGGCCAGUAUUGAGAUCACGAGGCAGCAGGUGGAGGAGCUCUUCGGGCCGGAGGACUUCUGGUGUCAGUGUGUGGCCUGGAGUUCCGCAGGGACCACCAAGAGCCGCAAGGCCCACGUACGCAUCGCAUAUCUCAGGAAGACGUUUGACCAGGAGCCUCUGGGAAAGGAAGUCUCUCUAGAACAGGAAGUGCUUCUUCAGUGCCGCCCACCAGAAGGGAUCCCUGCUGCUGAGGUGGAGUGGCUAAAGAAUGAGGAGAUCAUUGACCCUGCUGAUGACCGUAACUUCUACAUCACCAUCGACCAUAACCUGAUCAUUAAGCAGGCCAGAUUAUCAGACACCGCUAACUACACGUGUGUUGCAAAGAACAUUGUUGCUAAGAGACGGAGCACCACCGCAACAGUCAUCGUCUACGUGAAUGGCGGCUGGUCCACGUGGACUGAGUGGACGGUUUGCAACAGCCGCUGCGGACGCGGAUUUCAGAAGCGAACGCGGAGCUGCACUAACCCCGCCCCGCUCAACGGGGGCGCCAUCUGCGACGGGCAAGGCAUCCAGAAGCUGGCGUGCAACCCGCUGUGCCCAGUGGACGGCCUGUGGACGGAGUGGAGUAAGUGGUCCACGUGUGGGACAGAGUGCACCCACUGGCGGAGGAGGGAGUGCGGCGCCCCGGCUCCCAAAAACGGGGGGAAGGACUGCGAGGGCGUGGUGCUCCAGUCCAAGAACUGCACCGAUGGCCUGUGCAUGCAGAGUUCCUUAUUUCAGAAGUCCUCUGAAUUCGACAGAGACAAGAUUGAUUUGGGAAAUCCAUCUGCCCCCAGUACGGACGACGUGGCGCUGUACGUUGGCAUCGUCAUCGCCGUGAUCAUGUGCCUGGUCAUCUCCGUCAUCGUGGCGUUGUUCGUGUACAGGAAGAACCACCGGGACUUUGACUCUGACAUCAUAGACACCUCUGCCCUCAACGGGGGCUUCCAGCCUGUCAGCAUCAAGACGGCUCGGACAGCUGACCUCCUGACGGCGCCUCCUGACCUGACCUCAGCGGCCGCCAUGUACCGCGGCCCCGUCUACGCCCUCCACGACGUGGCUGACAAGAUCCCCAUGACCAACUCACCCCUUCUAGAUCCGUUGCCCAACCUAAAGAUCAAGGUGUACAACUCCUCAGGCCUGGUCACUCCCUCGGAAGAUCUGUCAGACUUCUCCUCCAAGCUGUCACCCAAGCUGCCACACUGCCUCCUAGAUGGUGACACCAUGGGGAGGCGCACCCAGACACAGACGCUACUCCGCACCGGCACCAGGGACCCCUCAUGCACCGCCAUGGGCUCCUUCAACUCCCUGGGGGGCCAUCUCAUCGUCCCCAACUCGGGGGUCAGUCUGCUGGUCCCAGCUGGAGCCAUCCCUCAGGGGCGAGUCUAUGAGAUGUACGUGACUGUUCACAGGAAGGACAGCAUGAGGCCCCCGGUCGAUGACUGUCAGACGGUGCUGAGUCCAGUUGUGAGCUGCGGGCCCCCGGGGGCCCUCUUGACCCGCCCGGUCAUCAUCACCAUGCACCACUGCGCUGAGGCCGACUGUGGUGCCGCGGAGGAUUGGCUGAUUCAGCUCAAGAGCCAAUCACAGCAGGCCCAGUGGGAGGAGGUGGUGGUAGUGGGGGAGGAGAACUUCACCACUCCGUGUUACAUCCAGAUGGAUGACGAGGCGUGUCACAUCCUGACAGAGACCCUGGGGACCUACUGCCUGGUGGGCCAGUCCUGCAGUGCCGCCACCACCAAGAGGCUGAAGCUGGCCAUCUUCGGCCCCGUCACCUGCCCUGGCCUGGAGUACCACAUUCGAGUGUACUGCCUGGACGACACACAGGACUCACUCAAAGAAGUCCUGCAGAUGGAGAAGCAGAUGGGAGGGAAACUGCUGGACGAACCAAAGACCCUCAACUUUAAGGACAGCACCCACAACCUGAGGCUCUCCAUCCACGACGUCCCGCACACUCUGUGGAAGAGCAAGCUGCUAGCAAAGUACCAGGAGGUGUCAUUCCAACAGGUGUGGUCCGGUUCCCAGAGGAACCUCCACUGUACCUUCACUCUGGAGAGGUUGUGCCCCAGCACCGUGGAACUGGCCUGCAAGCUGUGUGUUCGACAGGUGGAGGGUGAAGGGCAGAUCUUCCAGCUGGACACCACCCUGUCAGAGGACACCCAAAACAUCGACACGUCUCUGCUGGACCCGGCCAGCAACAUCACCACAUUGGUGGGGCCCAACGCCUUCCGCAUCCCCCUCUCCAUCAGACAGAAGCUCUGCGGAAGUCUGGAUGCACCGCAGACCCGAGGGAAUGACUGGAGGAUGCUGGCCCACAAACUACACCUGGACAGGUAUCUGAACUACUUUGCCACUAAGUCCAGUCCCACGGGGGUGAUUUUGGACCUCUGGGAGGCUCAACACUUCCCUGACGGGAACCUCAGCCGCUUGGCUGCCGUCCUGGAGGAGAUGGGUCGCCAUGAGAAUCUUGUGCCCAUGGCAACGGACCACUGACACCAGUCUGUCAAAGAACAGGACGUUCCAGGGAGUAGUGAGGAAGGAGAGAAUCUGUUAGGAUAUUCCAGGGAGGAGAGGAAGAUAAUCUGUUUGCUAAAAUAGAUAUGCCCCCACUUAAAGCAUGUUGGAGGUAACAUUUUGAGGAAGGAAAGAGGAUGUUAGUCAGUCCUGUUUGUACUCUCUUAAUUUUCUUUACCACGAUACAGUUUCCUAGGAAACGCUUGAUAGUGCUGUCCAUAUACUGGAUGUUCUCCUUCGGUCCCUGGACGUCUCUCUGUGGUGACAGACUGGCUCAGAGCAGAGGACCAUUGAAAGGAAGGGGCGUGGCCAUAGGGGGUGGCCCCUUCCACUCAAACUGCCCCCAUGGAUCUCCAUGGUAACCCCCAAAACCAACUUAAAUGUUGAAGGACUCGUCAACAUUUCUGAUAAAUGAACUUGUUUCAGUGACGGUAUAGGUCUGUAUUUAUAACAUCUAUUUAUACACAAAUAUCUCGUUUAGCAUUUUAUGCAGCCUAAUAUUGAUUAUUUGGAGCUUGUGUGUUUUUCCCCCUGCUUUCGUUGCGAUUUUCUAUUCAUUUUGUUUUAGUGCCCCCUGGUGGACUGUCGUAGUAAUGACACCUACAGUCACUGUUACGAAGCCAAUAGAGCAACCUGUACAUAUGCCAAACUUUGAAAACUGAAACAUUUUACAGUUUAAGACUGUCAUUAUUAUUACAUUUUAUAAUUCCUAUUGUGUAUUAUUGUUUUACAUUUCAUUUUUGUUACUUUACAUUCUGCUAUUAUUUACAAUUUGCCAUUUAGUUUGGAGAGUAGACAUUUUGAUUUAGCUUGGUCUAUCGAGUGUUGACUUAGGUCAGAGAAAAUUAGUCAGUUAGUUGUCUUUCACUACAAGCAUGUCGGCAUAAUGUGGUCGUCAAGUUGCCAAGUCAGUCCAUUUCAUUUAAAGUCAGAACUUCAACUUCAACCACACUAACAUUGUCUAACAACAACCUUAAAUUAAGACCAAAAAAUAUGUUUUCGAUAGACAAUUCUGACUUUGCCAUGUAGCUCUGGUUAGCCCUGCUCAUACCUGGUUCCAACAGACAAGCAUAGUGCUGAUCUUUGUAAUGGUCCACACUUUCAAUGUGCCCAAGUUUUUGGACAAACUAAAGACACAUUGUUAUAUAAUGUUUUAUGUGUAACGAGACCAGAUCAGUAAGAAGCAUUUUAGGAUCAAAUAUAUACCAGGGCUAGAGACUCAUCUCAUCCUUCUGAUUUGACGACUGCAGCCACACAAGCCAGAACCAGGGUUAAGGAAAAGAUGCAAAAUGGAUCGUUAGUUGAUAGUAUAUUUUUCUAGGACUGAUGAAGCCUGAUACAUUUACCUUUUUACCAAAUAACUGACAUUUGUGUAAAAUCCCACACUAACGUCCUCCGUCAUGAAGUGUGAAUAGCUUACCUGUAAUACGAUUGUUUCAUGAGAGCAGAUUACUGAAUGACAACACUAUUGCUUACUGUUGAUGGCGGGAAUUAAAAUAGGUGAAAUCCUUGGAGAUUUGAUGGAUUAUCUAUUUAUUUAUCUUGCAAAUAGGACAACAUUACAUGUAAGGUUUGUAUGAUAGCAUAUGUGUAUAAUAAAUGAAGAUCGGGUCAACGCAAAAUCCUUUCAAAGCUGCAGCAGCACUGAUGAGUCUUUUGAUUUGUUUUGUUGUAUGAUAAUUUUACCUAAAGCCGUCUAUGCAAGAUUUGCAUCCUUUAUAAACGAAAUGUUCGUGCUGACAAGUGCUAGCCGUUGCAUUCCAUCUUUCCUGAGGCUUCAUGGGUAAUAUUGUAUGUGUAGUGAGAAUGUGACCAGUUCUGUUUCCGGCACUCUUGUUGUGUUACUUGCAAACGCUUGCAUAUCCUCGGUCAAGUCCUGUACAAAGUGUAAGAAAGAAUUUUUAAAACUAAUAAAUUAUAUUUAUAUGCAACA
Esox lucius (northern pike) is the source of this 5310-nucleotide messenger RNA. RefSeq names its product unc-5 netrin receptor C (gene unc5cb). The transcript has 17 exons. The coding region runs from base 471 to 3356 and encodes 961 amino acids. Gene Ontology annotation, molecular function: netrin receptor activity; protein binding. The record is from RefSeq and is a predicted model, not a curated record. Gene Ontology annotation, biological process: netrin-activated signaling pathway. NCBI's taxonomy places the organism in Eukaryota, Metazoa, Chordata, Actinopteri, Esociformes, Esocidae. Gene Ontology annotation, cellular component: membrane.